Messenger RNA from Durusdinium trenchii, 2912 nucleotides. NCBI's taxonomy places the organism in Eukaryota, Dinophyceae, Suessiales, Symbiodiniaceae. The record is from the annotation of a GenBank genome assembly.
GCCAUGUGGAGCUGUUUGGAGAGAACUACAAGUAGAUAACAAUUUGCAUGACGCAUGUGAGUAGAAAGAAUAGGUCGCAAACUGGACAAAGUCUAUGAAAUGCACAACAGAAGCUUCCGACCUCAUAUUAAACGCCUGUGCUCAUGUCAUAUGAGCUGCCCGGUGUUGCAAGUUCUGAAGGCUGUGAUCCAAGAGUAGCCAAGCAGGACACUCUUCGGCGAAGACAAGCUUGCCGUGGUGCAGCAGAGGAAGGCUACUUAGGUGGGCAGCCACCAUGCCUCGGAUCACAGAAGAGCCGCACCAACUUGACAUUGGGAGUUUCUGGACAAUCUGGUGAAGACUCGCCGUCGAGGAAAAAUUCAAACUCGCCAGUCAAUGCCGUUUCAAGGUGGCGAACUCAUCGAAGUGCAAUGCUAGCAGUCAAAGAUGAGGAGCUUGAGAAUGCAAUCCAGUUAGCAGCAUACUACGUCGAGGACGCUGCCGAGGGCCGAUUGGACAACGGCCUGGCUUCCAAUUUCAAGUCUGGGAACAAACUGAAACUGAAUUGCUGCCGAGUGCAGACUCAUAUCGCGUGGCACGUCACACUGAUGACUGCCUGUGUGCUGCAUUCUCUCCUGAUCGUCUUUGAACCUGCUCCCUCAGAGCGUGUGAGUGGCACCCGAGGGUGGAUCAAUGCUGCGGAGAUUCUUCUCAUGCUUCUCUAUGUGGCCGACAUCCUUCUGAAGGUGGCAUACAUGGGUGCGGGUACGUUCCUUUCACUGAAAGGCUCCAAGGUGUGGCAGACCACCUACGCAGCUUUGACAGCCGUUCUUUUAGUGGACGCUGUCAUUGCACCAGCUACUCGCCUAUCACGGCCUCUGAGACCUAUCGUCUUGGUACUUCGGUCCAGAAGCAUUCGGAAUUUCUACACCACGGUCUUGAGAAUUUGUCCAAGCUUGCUGAAGGUGCUGGGACUGUUGCUAUUCAUUCUGAUGGCGUCCUCACUCGGAUUGGCGCGCCUGCUGCGAGGAAGCAGCAGCCGAUAUUUCAACAGCUCAAUUGCAACUUUCAAAGAGAUGGCAGUGCUGCUACUGACACAGGACAACUACAAAGAUCUCCUCAAUGACCUUAUGAGCCAUGGUGGGCUACUUUCUUUAUUGGUGUUUUUCACGUUUGUGGUAGUGGGUAUACUAUUCCUUUUGCAGUUGAUUUUGGGUACCGUGAUUGAUACCUACAUGGAGGAAGCCCAGGAAGAGCUUCGCAGCAAGCGAGUGAAACAGUCGAAAGGUUUGAUGCGGGCCUUCUCUGUGCUUGACUUUCGGAAUGAAGGACGUUUGCGCCAGAAAGCUUUCGAGCGCUUGCUGCAGAAAAUGCGACCUUCAGAUUCCCCUUUUGAGCGACAUUUGAAGUUCAGUCUUCUUUCCAACAAAUACAAGUCAAUGGUAACCCUGUCUGGCAGUUCGGGUCCGUCUUCACCUGCACGGAAUCGCUUGGAGGAAGUCUCCUCAUGUGUGCCAUCUUCGCCGCAAAGGCGGCCGAUGCUGCCAAAAUUGCUGGAGUCGCCACCUCCUUUUCAGCCAAGUAAUGAGCCAACAGUUGAUCCGAUCGACUUCCUUUCGCUACACACUGUGCUGGAGCUCACCUUUAAGCCUCGUCGUCCAGCCUGGGAUGUGCCUGGUGUGGCUGGAGAGCAACCCUGGUGGAGCCGAUAUGCCGAAAUUCUAUUGGCUGAUCUCCGCUAUACAGGUGGAAUGCGUCUUGUCAUGUGGCUCGAUGCUGCUGUCUUCCUAGCAGAUGCUGAAUGCUUGAAACCCUUCUGCGCAUGGGGAUGCUACGCUCAAGUAAAUGACUUCUUGCAAGCAGUUUUCGUGAUGCAGACUAUGAUGCAGGUCUUGGCCUUGGGAAGUCUUCGCAAAGCUUGGCGCUUUGGGUCUGCAGACUUUCCAAUCCUUGUCCGAGGAGAGCUGAUACUGGCGGCCUUCCUGACUGUGAUAUCACUGUCAAGCCAUAUCUUCAGCUUCUUUGUGGACUUCCGUGAAAUGGCUGCAGGCCUUGGCGCCCUUCGCAGCCUCCGUUUGGCUAUGACGUCUGGGAGCUCCCGCUUCUGCCAGUGUCUGGCAGAUAUUCUGCCUGCCAUGACGCAGAUGCUGGGCUUGAUCUGUGUGGUUCAGUAUACCUUUGCAGCCACGGCGCUGGAGAUAUUGGGCCGUCAAAAUGCCCCAGGCUUUGUCACUUUUCCAGAUGCUGCUAUGUCACUUCUUCAAAUUCUUCUAAAUGCUGAUGGCAUAACUAUGGCAAGAGAAAACCUGGAGAAGGCCCAUCCAGCGACCGCGAUCCUUUUUGUCGCAUACUAUGCGGUUGCAGUCCUGGUGGUGGUGAAUCUGGUCACAGCGCAGGGAGCCAAGUUGAAAUUUGGCCUGCUUUGCCCGCUUUGCUGCAGACCAGCCUUUGAUAUGAUUGAAAUCCUGGCUGAUCCUGGCUAUUUGAGGCUCAUGAUUGAAUUUUACCGUGCAAGUCUGGCAGAAAACGUGGAGCGCUGUGAAGCAAGGCGUUCUGAGAUCACUAGACAAGUUCAGGAGAUGGGAGGCAAACUGAAUGCAAAACAUCCAAACGCAAAAAUCGGCGAGACUGAAUCGAUUGUCCUUUUGCCACCUAGUGCAAUCGAAGCAGGAUUUGCUCAGAGAAAUGGAGGUUGUUGAGAACUUGGGCUUUGAGGUCACAAGCGGGUCCAAAGAGACCGGAAUCGAGAAACUUCGAGAAAGUUUCUUGGGUCGUGGUCAAGAUGUAGUGGAUGAGGAGCUGCUUCGUCAGGUGCAGAAGGAAGCACCGCUGGAUCUUUUGAGGUUGCAUCGCUCAAAGAGUGGCAGCUUUGGCUCCGGUAGCUGCCCCACAUCACCCGGGAGAGGUCUUUGACAUUUUGUAUCAUUUUGUAA